Molecule: messenger RNA, 675 nt
Organism: Engraulis encrasicolus (European anchovy)
Lineage: Eukaryota; Metazoa; Chordata; Actinopteri; Clupeiformes; Engraulidae
Product: E3 ubiquitin-protein ligase TRIM47-like
Exons: 2
Molecular function (GO): zinc ion binding
Source: RefSeq, a predicted model, not a curated record
AUGGAAUCAGUGUGUUCUCUAGAGGAGGACUCCUUCACUUGUCCAGUCUGUCUGGACUUGUUGAGGGAUCCAGUGACUAUUCUCUGUGGACAUAAUUUCUGUAUGAGGUGCAUUAAGAGCUGCUGGGAUCAGGAGGAUGGGAAAGCAGAAUACAGCUGCCCCCUGUGCAAACACACCUCAGAUCCCAGGCCUGUCCUCAACAAAAACCACCUGAUGGCUGAAAUGGUGGAGAGAUUCAGGUUGACCAGCAUCCAAGCUGCUGCUCGAACUCACUGUCGUGCUGGACCUGGAGAUGCGGUAUGUGACCUCUGCACAGGGGAAAAACUCAAAGCUGUCAAGUCCUGUUUGGAGUGCCUGAAGUCAUACUGUGAACCUCAUUUGAAAACCCAUGAUGAACUUAACGGUAAAAAUCACAAUGUGAUCGAUGCCACGGGCCAGCUACAGGAGAGGAUCUGCCCACGGCAUAACAAGGUUAUUGAAAUAUUUUGUCGCACUGACCAGAGUUGUAUCUGCUAUCUGUGUACGAUGGACGACCAUAAAGGCCAUGACACAAUCACAGCUACUACAGAAUGGAGUCAUAAAAAGGAGGAGUUGGGGCAGAGCCAGAGGAGAUGCCAGCAGAUGAUCCAGUUGAAGGAGGAGGAGCUGCAGGAGCUGAGGAAGGCUGUGGAGACU